CAUUAUCCUUCCAUAGUUCCAUAUAUGAAUAUAUGCACUUUCAAUCUUCCAUAUUUGAAUAUAUGCAUUCAAAGAAAACUAUAAGAGAAGUCUUUUCCACUGCUGCAUGUUUGUAUAUAUAAACCAGUAGUGAGAAGAAGAAGAAGAAGAAGAGAGAGAGAGAAAGAAAGGGGUUUGUGGGAAAUAGCAGUAGAGAUGUUGGAAGAGAUUACCAAAAUGGCUGAGGAGGUGAGUUUGAAGAGUACUACUACUACUACUCCUAUUCACUUUGUGCUGGUGCAUGGUAUCAGUGGAGGGGGUUGGUGCUGGUACAAAAUCCGGUGUCUCAUGGAGAAUUCCGGCUACAAAGUCUCCACAGUUGAUCUGAAGAGCGCCGGAAUCGAUCCCGCAAACGCGGAUUCGGUCCUCUCUUUUGACUACUACAACAAACCACUCCUCGACUUCCUCUCUUCUCUCCCCGAACACGAACAGGUAGUUUUGGUGGGGCACAGCGCCGGAGGGUUGAGCGUGACGCUGGCGACGCUGAAGUUUCCGAAGAAGAUCCGGCUGGCGGUUUAUGUGGCGGCGACGAUGCUCAAGCAUGGGUUCACUAGUGAGGAAGAUGUCAAAGAUGGAGUGCCUAAUUUAUCCGAAUUUGGUGACGUGUACGAAUUAGGAUUUGAAUUAGGAGCUGACAAACCACCAACAAGCGGAAUUGUGAAGAAAGAAGUCCAGCGCAAAAUCAUAUAUCAAAUGAGUCCUCAAGAGGAUUCGACACUAGCUGCCAUGCUUUUGAGACCUGGACCGCUCCUAGCUAUAACGACAGCCCAGUUUAAGGAAGAAGACGAUGACCAUGACAUUGAUGUGCUUGAGAAAGUGCCACGUGUCUACGUGAAGACUUUGCAAGAUCAUGUGGUGAAACCAGCGCAGCAAGAUUCGAUGGUCAAGAGGUGGCCGCCGGCUGAGGUCUAUGUAUUGGAUAGUGAUCACAGUCCCUUCUUCUCCCAGCCGUUUCUGCUCUUUGGAUUCCUUGUAAAGGCUGCCGAGGCUUCUCACUGGGAGAUUAUAUAGAUGUUUGGGGUUCAUAUUUUUGCAAUAUUCUAUGUAAUUUGGGAUGAAUAAAGUCUUCUAGUGCAAGAGAAUGGAGACAAUAUUGAAAUAAUGAAGAACCAGCUAGAUGCACUCUGCUAUCG
Rosa chinensis is the source of this 1172-nucleotide messenger RNA. Its product is annotated as methylesterase 17. The transcript has 4 exons. Bases 196 to 1050 code for a protein of 284 amino acids. Gene Ontology annotation, biological process: salicylic acid metabolic process; jasmonic acid metabolic process. The record is from RefSeq and is a predicted model, not a curated record. Gene Ontology annotation, molecular function: methyl indole-3-acetate esterase activity; methyl jasmonate esterase activity; methyl salicylate esterase activity. NCBI's taxonomy places the organism in Eukaryota, Viridiplantae, Streptophyta, Magnoliopsida, Rosales, Rosaceae.